AUGUCCACUGGAUCGACGGAUAUCGAGAUUGCUCCCAGCGGCGCCGCUGCCGUGGAGCCGGCACGCCGUGUCCACGAGGCCCAGAAGACCAUGUGGCAGUCGCUGCGGAACAAUCCCAAGGUCCUCUUUAUUGCCUUCUUUGCCUCCCUGGGCGGUUUUGAGUAUGGCUAUCAGCAGGGUGUCCUGGGCCAGUCCCUGGUCAUGACUCGCUUCAAGGACAACUUCCCUGCCGUCGUCAACUCGUCUUCGGCCACCGGCUGGCUGACGUCCGUCCUCCAGCUGGGCGGCAUUGUCGGCUCGCUGUCCGCCGGUGUCCUGGGCGAGAUCAUCUCCCGCAAGUACACCAUGUUCAUCGCCUGUAUCUGGGUCAUCCUCGGCAGCUACCUCUACGUCGGAGCCCACGAGGGCAUGUCUUCGCUUCUGUACGCCGGCCGCUUCUUUACCGGUCUCGGUGUCGGCCUGUUCAGCGGUGUCGGCCCUCUUUACAACGCUGAGCUGUCGGCUCCCGAGAUGCGAGGUCUGCUGGUCUCCUUCUACCAGUUCGCCACCAUUCUCGGUAUAAUGCUUUCUUUCUGGGUCGGAUACUGCAGCAACUUCAUCGGCGGAACCGGCGAGGGCCAGACCAAUCUCGCCUGGAGACUGCCCUCCAUCAUUCAGGGAAUUCCCGCUGUCGCCCUCGCCAUCGGCAUCUGGUUCAUGCCCUUUUCACCCCGAUGGCUCGUCAAGGUCGGCCGCGACGAGGAGGCCAAGAAGACCAUGGCCUGGAUGCGAAAGCUUCCCGUCGACGACGAGCUCGUGCAGAUUGAGUACUUGGAGAUCAAGGCCGAGAGCCUCUUUGAGAGGCGUGUCUUUGAGCGAGAUUUGCCCAAGCUGGCGGCGAAGAACAGCAAUGCCUUUAUCGAGCAAUUCGCUCAGUACGCCAUGUGCUUGAACUCCAAGGACAACAUCAAGCGAGUCUUGACCGGCUUCUUCAUCAUGUUCUUCCAGCAGUGGAGACGCCUUUUAGUCAUCUACUAUGCUACCAACAUCUUCAUCACUCUGGGCUUGACUGGAGGCACCACCGCUCUGCUGGCUACUGGUGUCACCGGUGUCGUCUUCAUUGUCAGCACAGUGCCCGCCAUGUUGAUCAUUGACAAGGUCGGCCGAAAGCCCAUGCUGCUCGUUGGCUCCAUUGUCAUGGCUGUCAGCAUGGUUAUUGUUGGUAUCAUUGUUGCCAAGUUUGGCCACGACUGGCCUCACCACGUCGCCGCUGGCUGGAUCGCAGUUGCCCUCAUCUGGGUUUACAUUGCUGGAUUUGGCGCCACCUGGGGCCCGGUCUCUUGGACUCUCGUCUCCGAGAUCUUCCCCCUCUCCAUCCGAGCCAAGGGCGCCUCCAUCGGCGCCAUGAGCAACUGGCUCAACAACUUUGCCAUUGCCUUCUUCGUCCCUCCCAUGCUCGAGGCCUGGGCCUGGGGAACCUACAUCUUCUUUGCCGGCUUCCUCGUCGUGGGCAUCUUUGCCGUCUGGUUCUACCUCCCCGAGACCAAGAACGCGACGCUCGAGGACAUGGACCGCGUCUUCAAGAGCCGCACCGGCGAGAUUGAUGCCCGGCUGAUGAGAGAGGUGCAGGAGGAGGUUGGUCUGGUGGCUCUUGUUGAGGGCCGCGCAGCAGCACAGUAUGAGAAGAAGGAGAUUCACGAGUCGCAGAUUGAGAAGCUGUAA
Messenger RNA from Trichoderma reesei QM6a, 1701 nucleotides. RefSeq lists its product as uncharacterized. The record is from RefSeq and is a predicted model, not a curated record. Gene Ontology annotation, biological process: transmembrane transport; carbohydrate transport. The transcript is spliced from 7 exons. Gene Ontology annotation, molecular function: carbohydrate:proton symporter activity. NCBI's taxonomy places the organism in Eukaryota, Fungi, Ascomycota, Sordariomycetes, Hypocreales, Hypocreaceae. Gene Ontology annotation, cellular component: membrane. The coding region runs from base 1 to 1701 and encodes 566 amino acids.